Messenger RNA from Echinostoma caproni, 810 nucleotides. NCBI's taxonomy places the organism in Eukaryota, Metazoa, Platyhelminthes, Trematoda, Plagiorchiida, Echinostomatidae. The record is from the annotation of a GenBank genome assembly.
AAAGCCGGGAAGCUAGCAAAGCUAGGCGUUGGCCUGGUCGCCGCUGGAAGCAUUUUUCCUAUGGUUAUAUACAACGUUGAUGGUGGACACAGGGCAGUGAUAUUCGAUCGUUUUAAAGGCGUCCGUAGUGAGGUGACUGGUGAGGGCACACAUUUCAUCAUCCCUUGGGUGCAAAAACCGAUCGUUUUUGAUAUUCGGUCGCGUCCGAGAAAUAUCCCCGUGAUGACCGGAUCCAAAGAUCUUCAGACGGUGAAUAUUACUUUGCGCAUCCUGUUUCGCCCGGAGCCAUCGUUAUUGCCGAAGAUUUAUCAGAAUCUCGGAUUCGACUACGAGGAACGGGUUCUCCCUUCAAUCACAACGGAAGUGCUAAAGGCGGUUGUUGCGCAAUUUGACGCAAGUGAAUUAAUCACUCAACGUGAACUGGUCAGUCAACGAGUCAAUGAGGAUUUGACGGAACGCGCUUCUUCGUUCGGUAUUUUGUUAGACGAUAUUGCUCUGACUCAAAUCUCGUUCGGACGGGAAUUUUCCGAGGCUGUUGAAGCAAAACAAGUGGCCCAACAAGAAGCCGAACGCGCCCGGUACCUUGUGGAAAAAGCUGAACAGCAGAAAUUAGCUGCUGUCAUAACAGCCGAAGGAGAUUCGGAAGCAGCCACCUUGCUUGCAAAAGCGUUCGGCUCGUCUGGUGAAGGGCUGGUCGAACUACGUCGUAUCGAGGCAGCCGAAGAUAUUGCUUACCAGCUGUCACGGAAUCGCAAUGUGACCUAUCUGCCAGACGGCCAGCAUACAUUGAUCAAUCUGCCUGCGGUCUAA